Messenger RNA from Pomacea canaliculata, 3264 nucleotides. RefSeq names its product protein cordon-bleu-like. The coding region runs from base 1 to 1746 and encodes 581 amino acids. The record is from RefSeq and is a predicted model, not a curated record. Lineage: Eukaryota; Metazoa; Mollusca; Gastropoda; Architaenioglossa; Ampullariidae. The transcript is spliced from 11 exons. Gene Ontology annotation, molecular function: actin monomer binding.
AUGGCGCCCUGUCUGGUCUCGGGGGCUCCUCCUACAUCAGCUACAGCUUGGGGGACCUCACAGAAGGCCAGCAUACCCAUGAUCGACUUGCUGGUGCAUCUGGCAGCCAAGAGCAAGGUGAGCCCUUCAGGGCACACUCUGCAGAUUCUGGACGAAGAAAAAGGCAAGAGUUUAGAUUACACCCCCAACCAGACCAUCGGUUCUUGGAUGCAUCACCGCUUUGUACCUUGUGCCAAGAAUGAACAAGAGCCAGACUGGCAACCCAAAGGAAACAUAAAGAUCACUCAGCGGUUCACCAUUAACCUACCAGGUGGACAGAAGACAGUGAUGCGGAUCAACCCAAACCUGACCCUAGAGCAGGUGCUUGUUAAAGUGUGCCAAGAAAAACACCUAGAGGCUCCGCGGUACACCUUUCAGCAUCUGAACAACCCAUUGACACCCUUAAAUAUGAAGAGUUCAGUUACGGAAUACAGGUUGACAGAGAUCAACCUUAUACCUGCUGGAAUGUCACCAGCUGCAGCAGAUUAUGCUCGAUCAAUGCCAGAUCUGUCAAAGGGAGGCACAUCGUAUGACUAUUCAAUGGCAUACAUGCCAGAGACUGGAGAGACAAAGAAAAAGCGGGGAUUACUGUCCUUCUUGAAGAAAGACAAGAAAUUCAAGCCGCCAACCAUUCAGCAUUCAGCUGAAGCACGGCUGAGCACCAGCCAGCAGAAGAGCAUGCCUCAAGCCCACAAGCCAACAACUCCACCUCCCGAGCGGCGUAGUAGAGGCAGUAAAGUGGAAACUCGUCCCAAGACAAUUCCAAAGCUAAACAGCAGACCCAAAAAUCAGCAGAAAAACUCAAACCAAUUCCUUCAACCAAGAAGAAGAAAGCUCCUCCCCCCUCCCACCAAAGUUUUGCAAGAAUCUUCUCCACCAUCUUCAGCAGCAGCUUCUGUCGUCACUUCUGCUGUCAUCAUUACCAACCAUUGUGCUACCCCAGUGUCAGAAGAGCAGUCUUAUGAUCAAGGAGAGCUUGAUUUACCUGAUAAAGUGAAAGCAUCUGCAGUCAUUGAAGAGCCAGAAAUCAAAGAGCAUCCAACACUGGACAGGGAGGAAGCAGAGGAACCAUUUUCUUUGGAAGACAUCUUAGAGGGUGUUGACUUGGAUGAUGAGUCUCCUUUCAAGGUCAUAGAUGAGCCAGAUGAACAGUGGGAUGAUGACGAGCAAGAGAAGCAGUUUAUGAUGGUUGAAACUGCAUCAGUGUUGAGUGAAGAUGUGGAGGUACCAGAAGACUUUAGGCUACGCCCAUGUGCAUUUAAUCCACCUCCCCCACCCUUGGAGCCUCCUCCGGAUUACAGUCCUUUGGAGUCCCGAAAGUUUGCUGACAAGAGUACUGUUGUUGGAGAGGAUAAUGCAUCCUUGGCACCUCUGAGCUUGAAGAGCUCACCAGUUGCUCCUCGUAGGCGCAGAGACAGUCAGACAAGCAUAGAUUCAGUUGAUACAGUAGAAGGGGUCAGUUUGGCCUUCCAAGAAAUUAUCUCAGCUGCAGAGGAGGCCAUGGCAGCAGAAGGGUGGAUGGAAGGUGACGGAGACUACAAGAACAAGAUGGCUGUAUUCAGUGAGAAGAAUAAGGCUGCUCAAGCAGAUGAAGAUCAGUUCUCCAAUAAUAUCAGUGGAUCGCCACAGGACACAGACAGUGUCUCGGAUAGUGGUUCAGUAAUUCAGCAUCAUGUUCCCAUACCGUUACCGGGGAAAUUCUUUUGAUUCACAGUCCAGCCAGAGUUCUUUUGGCCAGGCAAAUAAUUAUGGUGAAUCUGAAGAUUCAGUUACACCAGAGCCAGAUAACUCACAGUGUGCACACCAAAACUCAGUGCUUGAGAAUGAAUUUGCAAUGACUGAGGAGAUUGAAGCACCAGUUGAAACAGUGCCACCCCCUCUAGAAUUUCAAAACAGUGAGGAUACAGAAGAUGAAGAGGAGGUGGUGACAGUAACAGAGGAGUACAUAGUUCCAUUAACUUCAAAAGGCUUUGACUUUUCAGCAUCAGUCAAGAUUCCUGACCUGAAUGCUUCGAAAUGUUGAUGUUUUCCAAUCAAAGAUAGUUGAUUCAGCUAGCAGUAUCGGUGUGCAACCAAUACAGACAAUUGAUGUUGUAAACCCUACACCACCCCAGGCUGAAGAUAAAGCUACAAUUAAGAAACCUGUAAAGGAAAGUCCUCCUAAAGAGGAGUUUGUAUUGACAACAGAGGAUUUAAAAAAUGUAAGUCUUUUGCCUCUGAGACCUAAAUUGUAUUCGCAACCCAAAACUGGACGAAGUGUUGAGUACAAACAGCCAAGAGGAUCAUGGCUUACAGACAUUGUCCUAGAUGAACCCAGAGAACGCUCUCACGUACAUCUAGCCUAUGCAUCUGAACGCAGUCAACAGAAGCAGUCAAAGGUGGAUCUCCAUCUCUUGCCCCAAAACACAUAGUGGCUGACAGCAAAACCUCUUCCAGCUCUCAGCCUGUUGCCAAAGGUGACCAACCAUCAUUUGUCUUACCUUCUAUGAGAAUUAUUAGUGUCCUGGAGCCGCCGGGGUUCUCAGAUGACGAUGCGUCAUCUGAGAACACUGAUGACUACAGGUACCAAUCAACUGUUAAGCUGCUGAUGGAGAACCACAGCGAAGAUGUCAGCUCUCCAACAGAUGAUAGUUCUGAACGGCGCAGCAGCACCAGCAGCAGACACUUGUCGGAUGCUAGCAGCUCCUCAAUCAGUUCAGCUGUUGGGGAACUGCAAAGUGACCUGACUGAAGAAGAAAAGUACCAGCAGCUGCAGCAAAACUUAACACGUUGGCAACAACAGCUGCUGCACAAUCAGGUUUUGCUGGCCAACAGAGUGAUGGCAGUCUUUUGGUGGCAGACAGAAGCAACAAGCUACAGGCUAUACAGCUGGAGACUCAGUCACAGCAGCACAAGCCCCCAAAGAGCUUGCAGAAGGACCCCACUCCUUCACCACCCCAUCCGCCAUCACCACCAUCAGCACCCAAGCUGGUCAAAACAUGGGAAGCACCCAAACAGCAGAGGCCACCUGCAAAAAAGUUUGAACCACAGCUGGAUCCAAGAGAAGAGCUGAUGAUUGCAAUCAGAUCUUUCGGUGGACGUCAGGGAUUUACCCCAUCAAAGCUGGGCUCAGAUGCAUAACAACAGAAUUUAUUGUGAUGGAUUUAUAAUUGAAUUGGAGCUUCUGAUGUGCCUGAUGUUAGUGGGAAAAAGCUGUGAUGUGCUAAAUCCAUGUUGGAUUUAAAA